AUGAAACAAGUGCUCGACCUCUUUACAAUCGUCAUGCUUAUGAUUCUAGAACUUCAAUUCAUCAAACUCAAUAGUUAUCUCCACUUUCUAGCUCUACGGAUAGAAAAAGAAAUAUUAUCUUCGACAUCGCAAGAGCAACCUAUGCGUAACAAAUUCGCUCUUCGACAGAAAGCAACAGCGCACGACACCGUACCUAUGCUGUGUUUUGAAGACAUCUCGUCGGACAUGAAAGCGACGCUGCUCCCUGUUGAUCUUGAUCAUCAUGGAAGUAGUUUAUGGCCACAAGAACGUAGCUUGAUUCCUUAUCCUUUCUAAUUGAGAAGAAUCCUGCGAGUGGCGUCUCACUAAUAUCCUUGAAAGAACGAAACUGCCACGAAGCCGAGUGUUACUGAUACUGCGUAACUACAAAGCGUAAUACGGCGGCCGGAUAGAAGAAGUUGUAAUACGGCGGCGGCUGGAUAGAAGGAGAAUAUGAAAAGCGAUCGCGCUCCUGGCCUUGUUCUGAUGUUGUUUCGGCGAUCUUCACAAGUAGAAGUAGAAGUUGUGAUGUGGUUUUUCUGGUGGUGGUGGAUCGUCCAUGCACGCCGCAAUGUGCAGGCUCUACCUUUGUGAUGAUCAAGCGAUGAAGAAGAUCUUCUAGUACAAGCCGGAGAAGUGCUUCUAGUCAUACUCGACGGAGAUACAAUGGA
Molecule: messenger RNA, 689 nt
Organism: Amoebophrya sp. A120
Lineage: Eukaryota; Dinophyceae; Syndiniales; Amoebophryaceae
Source: the annotation of a GenBank genome assembly